CUCCCCCCCCCCCCCCACCCGGCCUCCGAUUCUCUCACUCGCCCGCCAUUGUCAUUUCUUGUAAUAAAAUAUGACUUGCUAGUUCUUCCCAUUCAUCUCUUAUAUCUUCGCACCUUCGCUUUCAAUCGCAUAUCUGAAAAUCUGAUUGAUUCACAAAACAAUAAUAAGAAGAUAACCGAGUACAAAAUCAACUCGCAGAUUCAAUCGAAACUCUCUUCUUCCACCAUGUUGAUGCUUGUUGACUGCUCUAACUGCCGCACGCCACUACAGCUGCCGCCCGGCGCAAGGUCUAUCCGCUGCUCCAUCUGCCACGCCGUCACUCAAGUCGCCGAACCCCACCGCUCCUCCCGGUCGCCUCACUCUGCGGCUUUCAACCAACACGCGCCGCAUCACCCUUUACAGCACGCGCCGCCCGGACCUCUGCCACCGGCGCACGGAAGCAAGCGAGCUGUGAUCUGCGGCGUGUCCUAUAAGAACACUCGUUACGAGCUCAAGGGGUGCAUUAAUGAUGUUAAGUGCAUGAAGUACUUGCUGAUUAACCGUUUCAACUUCCCUGAGUCUUCCAUCCAAAUGCUCUCUGAAGAAGAACCUGAACUUUGCAAGCGGCCAACAAAGCAAAACCUGAGGAUGGCUUUGUAUUGGCUUGUACAAGGAUGUCAACCUGGAGAUUCCUUGGUGUUUCACUAUUCUGGUCAUGGUUCGCAACAGAGGAAUUACACUGGAGAUGAAGUAGAUGGAUAUGAUGAAACACUUUGUCCAUCAGACUUUGAAACUCAAGGAAUGAUUGUUGAUGAUGAGAUUAAUGCCACCAUUGUCAAGCCUCUUCCUGCUGGUUCGAAGCUUCAUGCAAUUAUAGACGCAUGUCACAGUGGCACUGUAUUAGAUUUACCAUAUCUUUGCAGAAUGGAUAGGUUAGUCCUUUUUGUAUCCUUUUAAAAUGAUAUUGGGAUGAAGUGA
Molecule: messenger RNA, 957 nt
Organism: Carica papaya (papaya)
Lineage: Eukaryota; Viridiplantae; Streptophyta; Magnoliopsida; Brassicales; Caricaceae
Source: RefSeq, a predicted model, not a curated record